Messenger RNA from Seriola aureovittata, 4636 nucleotides. It is a transcript of the gene b3gnt9, whose product is annotated as UDP-GlcNAc:betaGal beta-1,3-N-acetylglucosaminyltransferase 9. Gene Ontology annotation, molecular function: hexosyltransferase activity. The record is from RefSeq and is a predicted model, not a curated record. The transcript is spliced from 7 exons. The coding region runs from base 444 to 1877 and encodes 477 amino acids. Gene Ontology annotation, cellular component: membrane. NCBI's taxonomy places the organism in Eukaryota, Metazoa, Chordata, Actinopteri, Carangiformes, Carangidae.
CGCUCGUAAAGACGAGCAGAUAUUUAAGAGUUUGUGUCUUAUCCUCUGUCCUCCUUCACGGCACACAUACUCAUGAAUGCAGUACCGUGACUGCUCUCUCUUCUUUUCACACUGGGUCUUUUUCUGUGAAAACUUUGGAGGUCAGUUUCCUUUGUGUGUUAGUUGUUUCAGUGCAAAGAGAAGUGAGGAGCCGUCCACAGCACAGAUGUUUUCAGUUUGACCUGCUCCUCCGUCUCUGUCUGGUGCCUGAGGACAAGGGGCAGAUGGAGACACAGACAAUGGACCUACAUCCAGCCAUAUGAGUGAUAUGCACAAAGGACCAAGUCAAUCUAAGUUGUUCCUGCAUUAGUCCUGACUGCUGCCUGAAAAGCAGUAUGAACUGUAGCAUCCCCUUUCCAAUGCAUUCCUGUGCAAUACUUAACUGAGGUCAGUGUCUAUAGAAGAUGCUGAGGAAGAUGGUGACGAUGCGGAGGAUUCUCCAUGUGAAGGGAGAUGUGAUGUGCACGAUGCUGCUGCUGGUUCUGUUCUGUCUGCUGCUCUAUGCUCGCCAGGUCGUCCUCUCCUCUGGGUGGGACAGACCUGUGUGGAAGCUGGAGAUCCACGGCUCAACCAGCUCCAGUCGGACACUGCUGGGGACCAGUGGAGCCAAAGUGGGCCAGGAGUCUCCAGGGUUCCCACCCAGCCCUCCAGAGCCAGAGCUGCCUGCCUGUAAGUCCCAGUCCAAAUCAAAACCACCUCCGGCCAAAUCCAAACCUCAGGUCAAAUCUAAGGGGAAAUCCAAGUCGCGACGGAAGAAUGCUGUGCCGACCAAGGCUGCUGGCAAUCCUCUGCCCACGAUGCCACCAUUUGACUUUGAGAGUUACUUGCGGGAAAAGGACAACAGAAACUUUAAUCUGCUCAUAGACCAGCCGGAGAAAUGUCACCUCAGAGGAGCAGAGGAGCAAGAAGGAGGAAGAGGAGAUAAAGAGUCUAUUACUGCGCCCUAUAUGCUUAUCGCUGUGAAAUCUAUUGCUGCAGAUUUUGAUAAGCGUCAGGUGGUACGUCGGACAUGGGGUAAGGAGGGACAGUUCCAAAAUGGCGUGUCCAUUCGUACGGUUUUCCUGCUUGGGGUUCCCAGGAAUCGGAGUACUCUUCCUCUGUGGGAUCGGCUCCUGGCCUACGAGAGCCAGACCUUUCGGGAUAUCCUGCUUUGGGACUUUGAAGACACUUUCUUCAACCUGACGCUGAAGGAAACACAUUUUCUGAAAUGGGUUAACAGCAGCUGUCCUCAUGUCAAGUUCAUCUUCAAGGGUGAUGCUGAUGUGUAUGUGAAUGUGGAGAACAUAUUAGAGAUGUUGCAAGGUCAAAAGCCAGAUGAGGAUCUGUUUGUCGGUGACAUUAUUAUCCAUGCUAAACCCAUUCGCCGGCGCAGUUCCAAGUACUAUGUGCCAGAGUUUGUGUAUGGAGGGGGUUUGUACCCGAAUUAUGCUGGGGGAGGAGGGUUUGUCAUGUCGGGACACACAGCUCGGAAACUUAGCUCUGCAUGUCAACAGGUGGAGUUGUUCCCCAUUGAUGAUGUCUUUCUGGGAAUGUGCCUCCAGCUGAUUGGCGUCAAACCGUCACGCCACCAGGGCUUUCGGACCUUUGGAAUUCCCAGACCAUCUGCAGCGCCCCACCUUCAGACCUUUGACCCCUGUUUCUACCAAGAACUCAUGGUUGUUCACAGCCUCAGUGUCCCACAGAUCUGGCUCAUGUGGAACCUCCUGCAUGACCCCAAACUGAGCUGCCACAACAGGACCAGCCUGACAUCCUGGCCCUUUAAGUGGAGGGGGAAGACGGAAGAGGAGGCAGGAGAAGAGACGGACUACGGUGAGAAGCGGGUAUUUAUCAUGCAUUAGGGACCUUCUGCAGGGACGAGUGGGAUCUGCAACAGCCCUAGUGAGUACAAAGUGGUUAUAGCGGGGGAUCAGUGGCCAACUUGAAAGGACUGUGAUGUGUUCAAAAGCACGGUUGAGUCAUAGGAGCAUUUAUCCAAGCUGGCAGAUCAACUUGGGGGAAAUGAAUUGGCAAACAUGCUUCAGAUUUUUCAGUGAGGAAUCCUAGAGAGAAUUUAGGCUUUUUACCAUCAGAGCCCCAUCUGUCUGUUCGCAUGGGGCAAGAUUUUGAUUAGCAAAGACGACUGUGUGAUGAGUUGAAUCUCUGCACUUUUGAAUGUGUAAUCUUACCAAUGUGUUGUGUUACAAACAGAGACACCUUAAGAUUGACGAGGACAACGUAACUUAAUGUGGGUAGCUGGUUUAACCCCAUCCAAAUGUGAAUGCAACCGUUUGUGUGAGACCACAACAAUGUUAAUAGCCUGACUUUCAUUGGACUGUGUCGACAGCCAAGACUGAAAGUGGCUGUAAGCACUGAGAAAACAGCAGAGACUUUUUUGUGUUCUGAUGUGAAUCACUUGCAGAGAUGCUCCUCUCCUACUUGUUAUGCUGGAUAGAAGCACAAAUGGACGGUCGCAUUAUCUGUUCCCUGGAGGAACAACAAAUGAAACCUAAGUGGAAACCAGCUGCACAGUGGGAACCAGCUGGGACCAUAGUACACAGUCACACAUGCGCGCCAAACCUCUGCUGAAUGUUUCUGAGGCGUGUGUACUUUCAUGUGAACACUUUAGUUAUUACUAUAAUUAUGAUGAUUUGUAUACUGUAAUUAUAUAUUUGAACUCUUUAUAUCUUUACCCUCUUCUGCUCAAAAUGUUCAGUGUUAAAAAUGCUGCAGGAGUGAUUUAUAAUCAUCUUAGUGAUGAUCACUUUAGUCACUGUGUCAGAGGGUCAUUGUCAGUGGCAGUGGAAGAGCAAACACAUGUUAUGGCUAAGACACUGAAUUUAACAAGUGAUACCUGAACAAAAUGGCUGCAAGUUUGUGUUCAUACAUCAUCCAAAAGUCUUUUAUUGUUAGUUCUGUUGUGGCUCAUCUGAAUGCAUGCACGCUACUAUAGUCUGUGGUGUAAACACACAGUAGAUGUGGUCAGUGUGGGCAGCUGAGUUUCAGUUCUGGAACACUGAAUGUUUUAAUUAAAUCUUUUUUUUUUGGAUAAUGUACAUGAAGUGAUCUUUACGUUACUGCUUCAUUUGUCAAAGCAAAAGUUUAGAUUUCAACUUUAAUAGUUUAAGACAGUCUCUGUCUUUGUCACUUAUAAUAAUAUAAUUCUGCCAGGUGUUGAUACAAAACAGAUGCUGAGAUCUGGCUCCUGUCUGAAGUCAAGUCAAACGUGCAGCAUAAACUUGAGUUUCAAGAAAUAAAAAAACUCCCAAUCUUAUUUCACAUCCACAUUUUUAUUACUUUUUCAUAUCCUGGUUGCACACAGAAAAUGAACUUUGAUGUCAAUGAACAGUGAGCAUUUGAUUUCAUAAAAGUCCAAAUGUUGCAUUGGAGUUGUUGGAGAAUGCACAGCAGUAGCUCAUCUCAACAACCAUCAUCAAACACUGCCAAUAAGUAUUCUGCUGGAGCAAAGCUUUCAGUCAAACUAAUCCUUCUUCCUGCACUACGUGGUAUUGUUAUUGCCUUUUUUUUCAGUGGACAUGCUGAAUAAAUCUACGUAUUUUUUUUAAUACACAAAGUUAUAGUAUUCAAAAUAUAAAAUGCCACAUUCCAAUAAAUUUUACAAGUUUGAAUUAAGGAGAACCGCCUCAUUUCCAGAAAUGGGCUUAAAAUGUCCACAGAAAAAAAAAAAAAAAUCGGAGGGGUAAGGGAAAUGGGCAACAGGACAUAUGACAAUGCAAAGCGUCAAUAUGAGAUUAACAUUUAACAUUACACCGAACUGAAGCUGUCCAUUAUAAAUCACAACAAUCUGAUUAUCACAAUCACUCAUUUCCUCCACUCAGUAAUUUUUUUUUUUUAAAACAGAUUUAAUUGAAGAGCCACACAGACCUCUGGAUUAAUCACUUGUUUUUCUAUCUUAUAAAUGUCAGGAAAAACAAGGAUGUGAUAUGUCCACCUGAGUUUGGGUGAGAUAAACUACCUGACACCCUAUAGCUCCUCUCUCCGUCUCUCUCAUUAACAAUGCAUCAUCACAGCAAUGACCGUCUGUGGCGCUGAGCUGGGCUUACCAAAGCGGGGUUCAUGCAUAGAAUCAUUUGUCUUCCUCUGUCAGCAUCUAAUGUGUGUGUUGUGCUGGGCUCAGUUUACUUUGAUAGCUGGACUUUUAUGUACAUUGCUCCGAAGAAGCCUCUUGAUUGGCUUCAUUCACUGCUGCCUCUACUGUUUCUGUUUUUUACCCAUCUGCUUCCAAUGGAGCAAAGCUUGAGUUAGCCCUGAGAUCUUUUGGGAAAUUACCAAUUUAUUCAAAUUCAGCAGAGGGUGGAGGCAGCCAAAGAAUGGUGUUCCCUCAGGUUUUAAUUAAAAAUCCCCUGUCAACACGCAUUUGAGUUUUUGGACAGCUAGGUUGUUUUUCUUUUUUUCUUUUUUUUUUUUGGCAGAAUUGCAUUGCUAAAAUAAUUUUCCACAAUAACUCUGUUGAGCUUUUAAGGGUUGGGAGCAUUUGCACAUUGUUAUGGGCAUUUAAUGUAGUUAUAAACACACACACACCACAUAAAACAGAGAAACAGAUCAAAUACAAAACAUUGAGAUGGUGAAAAAAAAAAAAAAAAAACCCUGAAAAACCCAU